Molecule: messenger RNA, 3524 nt
Organism: Cornus florida
Lineage: Eukaryota; Viridiplantae; Streptophyta; Magnoliopsida; Cornales; Cornaceae
Product: probable inactive ATP-dependent zinc metalloprotease FTSHI 1, chloroplastic
Exons: 15
Coding region: 171-3041 (956 amino acids)
Biological process (GO): proteolysis
Cellular component (GO): chloroplast thylakoid
Molecular function (GO): ATP-dependent peptidase activity; ATP hydrolysis activity; ATP binding
Source: RefSeq, a predicted model, not a curated record
UCUUCUUUAGUACUCCGUAUUUCUUUUCUGCUCGGUAGCUUUGAACAUAUCGCAGAGCAAACGGCUAACAGUCCUCAGAUGAUGAGAUGCCAAAUUCUCAUAAUCUACGUACAUCUAAAACCCUAGUUUCAUAAACCCUAAAGCUGACAAACACGUAUUGUUGUUUGCCAAUGGCCUCAGCUGAUAUUUUCAUUUCAGGUAGUCCUCUUCAUCCUAAAACGUCCAUUCACUUCCUUAGCUCACUUCGUAGCUCAGUCCGACUUCGAAAAACUUCAAUAAUUCAUUUGAAUUUCACUCCAAGAAUUGGGAUAGGAUGUCGUUUUCUUCACCGACCGUUAGCCAUUUUGCGAAAAUCGGAUUCCAGGGCUUCGGCUGUGUCCAACAAUGGCACCAAUUCGACCGAAGAGGAUUUCAUUUCUAGGGUUUUGAAACAAAACCCUAGCCAGGUCGAACCCAAGUAUUUGAUUGGUGACAAACUGUAUACGUUGAAGGAAAAACAAGAUUUGGAGACAAGUUCUGAUUUUGGGGUUUUUGAAUUUCUGAAGAGAUUGAAUUUGAGGAAGAAGAAGGAGCAGAGCGAUGAGGUUGGAGACGAGAAUCGAGUGAAGUCCGAUGCUGUGUAUUUGAAGGAUAUUUUGAGGGAGCACAGAGGGAAGCUUUAUGUACCUGAGCAGAUUUUUGGUGCCAAUUUGUCGGAAGAGGAGGAAUUUGAUAGGGAUUUGGAGGCAUUGCCGAAAAUGAGCUUGGAGUAUUUUCGAAAAGCCAUGAGGAAUGAUAAGAUAAAGCUUUUGAUGUUGAAGGAAGAAACAGGAGUGCCUUACAGUUAUGGAUUUAAGGAUUAUAUUGUGGAGUUGAAAGACAUCCCCGGCGACAAGAAGCUGCAGAGAACCAAGUGGGCGAUGAAACUGGAUGAGAACGAAGCUCGAGCUCUAUUGGAGGAGUACACUGGCCCUCGAUACGAGAUAGAAAGGCAAACUACGUCUUGGGUGGGAAAAUCACCCGAGUAUCCCCAUCCAGUUGCAUCUUCAAUAUCGAGCAGAAUGAUGGUAGAACUUGGAAUGGUGACUGCUGUGAUGGCUGCUGCUGCGGCUAUUGUUGGGGGAUUCCUAGCUUCAGCAGUUUUUGCUAUGACCAGCUUCAUUUUUGCAACGGUUGUAUAUGUAGUAUGGCCUAUGGCAAAACCAUUUUUUAAGCUUUUUUUUGGUAUUGUCUUUGGUAUUUUAGAGAGAGUGUGGGAGAAUUUUGCUGAUAUUUUUGGUGAUGGAGGGAUUUUCUCCAAGCUAUAUGAAGUUUACACUUUUGGUGGCGUGUCUGCCAGUCUUGAGAUGCUAAAACCGAUCAUGGCGGUAUUUUUGACUAUGGUUCUUCUUGUUCGUUUUACCCUUUCAAGAAGACCUAAGAACUUCAGGAAAUGGGAUAUAUGGCAAGGCAUCGAAUUUUCACAAUCUAAACCACAAGCUCGUGUUGAUGGUUCCACAGGAGUUACAUUUAAUGAUGUGGCAGGAAUUGAGGAAGCAGUAGAGGAACUUCAAGAGUUGGUGAGGUAUUUGAAGAAUCCAGACCUAUUUGAUAAAAUGGGGAUAAAACCUCCACAUGGGGUUCUUUUAGAGGGCCCUCCUGGGUGCGGCAAGACCCUGGUUGCCAAGGCCAUAGCUGGUGAAGCUGGGGUUCCAUUUUACCAAAUGGCUGGGUCAGAAUUUGUUGAAGUUUUAGUUGGAGUUGGUUCUGCUCGUAUCAGGGAUCUCUUCAAGAGAGCCAAGGUAAACAAACCAUCGGUUAUUUUUAUUGAUGAAAUUGAUGCAUUGGCUACAAGGCGUCAAGGAAUUUUUAGUGAUAGCACCGACCAGCAGUACAAUGCAGCUACACAAGAAAAGGAAACUACAUUGAAUCAGCUGUUGAUAGAGCUGGAUGGGUUUGAUACUGGAAAAGGUGUCAUAUUUUUGGGGGCUACAAAUCGUAGGGAUUUGUUAGAUCCUGCGCUUCUUCGACCCGGUCGUUUUGAUCGUAAGAUAAGAAUUCGUCCACCUAAUGCAAAAGGGAGAUUGGAAAUUUUGAAAGUUCAUGCGCGUAAAGUGAAAUUGUCGGAGUCUGUUGAUUUGUCUGCUUAUGCACAGAACUUACCUGGAUGGACAGGAGCAAAGUUGGCUCAGCUGCUCCAAGAGGCUGCUCUUGUGGCAGUCAGGAAAGGACAUAAAUCAAUUCUUCAGAUGGACGUGGAUGAUGCAGUUGAUCGGCUUACAGUAGGACCCAAACGUGUUGGGAUAGACUUGGGUCAUCAGGGACAAUGCCGUCGAGCUACUACUGAAGUGGGAACUGCAUUGACUUCUCAUCUGCUAAGGCGGUAUGAGAAUGCCAAAGUUGAACGUUGUGACCGCAUAUCAAUCAACCCUCGUGGCCAGACAUUUUCACAACUUGUGUUUCAUCGACUUGAUGAUGAAUCAUACAUGUUUGAGCGCCGGCCACAAUUGCUUCACCGCCUUCAGGUAUUACUUGGAGGGAGGGCUGCUGAAGAGGUAAUUUUUGGACGGGAUACAUCAAGGGCAUCUGUUAAUUACCUUGCUGAUGCAUCCUGGCUUGCUCGUAAAAUUAUCACAAUAUGGAAUUUGGAGAAUCCAAUGGUAAUACAUGGAGAACCACCUCCUUGGAGAAAGAAUGCUAAAUUUGUGGGCCCAAGGUUGGACUUUGAAGGAUCGCUAUAUGAUGACUAUGACCUGAUUGAGCACCCAGUCAACUUCAAUUUGGAUGAUGACGUUGCACAAAGGACAGAAAAAUUGAUGCAAGACAUGUAUGGAAGGACAGUUGCUUUGCUGAGGCGGCACCACGCCGCUUUGCUGAAAACUGUAAAGGUUCUUCUUAAUCAAAAGGAGAUCAAUGGAGAAGAAAUCGACUUUAUCUUGAAUAAUUACCCUCCACAUACACCUACAAGUCAUAUACUGGAGGAGAAGGAUCUAGGUAGCCUUCCAUUCUUCAGAGAGAAAGAGGAACAAGGCCAUGAGUUGGAGUACAGCCUACCAACUCCAUCACAAGGCAAACUUUCGUGAUGGAGAUAGAUCAUGCGGUUCCAAAUUUACACCAUCCAUUCAAGAAGAUUAAAAAGUGAUAGGGAGAUUCAUUCCGCAUUAUGUCCGUGUUUUCCUGACUGUUUUUGUUCCUAUUGUUGGUGCAUGCAAGAGCAGCAGCAGUGAAGAGGAAUUGUGAUAUGGAAAUUACAAAUGAUAUUAGAUUAGCACAUCAAAGAUUUUGGCAUGUUCAUUGUUAGGAAUCUUGGGGUAUGUAAAGAACUCAUGCAUGAUUCUUUAGGCCAUGUAUCACGUGAUUAUGUAAAAUCCCCAAUUCAUUCUCUUUUUUAUGUAUAAGGAUCGGGAAUAGUAGUUGAAGAUUUCUUAUGGAAGAAAGAAAGAGAGAUGAGUUGAAUGGUUGUGAUUAUCACAGGACUGACAUAAUUGAUUGGUUAUCAUUCAGAUGGAUAGUAUGUAAUUUUUUAUUUUAUUACCAUCAAUUAUUUUUUUCAUAGUUGAUACUCA